AUGUCCUCGACGACUCCGGAAAAACGGUCUGCUGAUGAGAAGCGAAGCGAGAGCAUCUCAGAGGAUGUGGCGACUAGCCAGCCCGAAAUCGGAGAAGCAGUAUCUCGGAGACACAUCAUGCGGAAGCUGGACAUCCAUUUGCUCCCUUUUGUGUCGCUGCUCUACUUGUUGUCGUUCCUCGACCGUGCCAAUAUAGGGAACGCCAGAGUCGCCGGAAUGGCGGCGGAUGUUGGGCUCGUCGGCUUGAAGUAUAAUGUCAUCGCAGCAGUGUUCUUCAUUCCGUAUGCACUAGCGGAAGUCCCUUCGAACAUUGCCUUGAAACUCUUCCGACCGUCAAUAUGGAUCCCUACCAUCAUGCUUGCUUGGGGGCUCGUUAUGACCUUGAUGUGCUUAUGCAACACUUACGAAGGUCUCAUUAUCGCCCGUGUCUUCUUGGGCCUGACCGAAGCUGGGCUUUUCCCUGGUAUCACGUACUAUAUAUCACUGUGGUACCCUAGAUCGAAGCAAGCACGACGUGUUGCCAUCUUCUUUUCGGCAGCCACUGUCGCUGGCGCGUUCGGUGGUCUUCUUGCAUUUGGCAUCGAGCAUAUGGAGGGGCUUGGUGGACUUCAUGGCUGGCAAUGGAUCUUCUGUUUAGAGGGCAUUCUCACGGUUCUCGUCGCCGUAGCCUCCUACUUCUAUAUGCACGACUACCCGGAGACAGCGAGCUUCCUGACCGACGCCGAACGCAUCCAUGUGGUUAACAUGCUGAAGGAAGAUUCCAACAGCUUGGCAACUCAUUAUGACAGGAAGUUCGUUUGGCAAGCUAUGCUGGACUACAAGACCUACGUCCAGGUUUCCAUCUAUAUCGGGUUGUUGAUCCCAGUCUACGCCAUCGCUUUGUUCACCCCAACUAUCGUCAACUUAUUGGGCUUCACUGCUGCGCAGGCACAACUUCUUACCAUCCCCCCCUUCGUCGUAGGUUGUCUGUUUACCAUCCUUGUCGGCAUAUACUCCGACAGGUACAACCUACGGGGACCUUUCAUCGUCGGCGGAUGUCUCGUUGCAUUGAUCGGAUACAUAAUUCUAUACACGCAAACUAAGCCAGGCGUAGCUUAUUUCGGCGCCAUUCUUGCCGCAACCGGUAUCUACCCAACCAUUGCUGUAGAUCUAGCAUGGGCUGGAGGUAACGCCGGAGGUGAUGUUAAAAGAGGUGUAGUCAUCGCCAUGGUCAUCGGUAUUGGCAAUCUCGGAGGAAUUUGCUCCUCAUUUAUUUACAUACAUCCUCCAAGAUUCUUCUUGGGCCACGGCAUCAUAAUGGGUUUCUUGGGACUAUCCAUCGUCAUGUCCUUGUUUGCGAUGUGGGACUAUAAUAGGAUCAACAAACAAAAGGAGAAGCUCUGCGAGAAGGAGGGGAUAGACCACAGCCGCCGACAAGAGUUCUCAGAGUUGGGGGAUCAUAGUCCACUAUUCAGAUACACACUGUAA
This is a messenger RNA of Pleurotus ostreatus (oyster mushroom), 1467 nucleotides long. RefSeq lists its product as uncharacterized. NCBI's taxonomy places the organism in Eukaryota, Fungi, Basidiomycota, Agaricomycetes, Agaricales, Pleurotaceae. The transcript is spliced from 19 exons. Gene Ontology annotation, cellular component: membrane. The record is from RefSeq and is a predicted model, not a curated record. Gene Ontology annotation, biological process: transmembrane transport. Bases 1 to 1467 code for a protein of 488 amino acids. Gene Ontology annotation, molecular function: transmembrane transporter activity.